This is a messenger RNA of Trichomycterus rosablanca, 1750 nucleotides long. RefSeq names its product arylsulfatase family, member Ia (gene arsia). Bases 1 to 1692 code for a protein of 563 amino acids. NCBI's taxonomy places the organism in Eukaryota, Metazoa, Chordata, Actinopteri, Siluriformes, Trichomycteridae. The record is from RefSeq and is a predicted model, not a curated record. The transcript has 2 exons.
AUGGCCGCGGCGGCUCUGGCGGGUCUCUCAGUGAUGACUGUGCUCAGUGCGGGUUUCCUCGCCUGGGACUGGAGCAGCCCGAACCAGGUGGAAAACGAUCCAGUGGCCCCGGAGCCCAACAGUCCCCCGCAUAUCAUCUUCAUCAUGACGGACGACCUGGGCUUCAACGAUAUCGGAUACCAUAACCCGGACAUGCGCACUCCCACCUUGGAUAAACUGGCAGCGGAGGGGGUGAGACUGGAGAAUUACUACGUGCAGCCCAUCUGUACCCCGUCCCGCAGCCAGCUCCUCACUGGCAGGUAUCAAAUCCACACUGGUCUCCAGCAUUCAAUCAUUAGGUCUCGUCAGCCCAACUGUCUGCCGUUCGACCUGGUCACCCUGCCACAGCGUCUCCAGGAGGCUGGCUACUCCACACACAUGGUAGGUAAAUGGCAUCUGGGCUUCUACAAGCGUGACUGCCUCCCCACACGCCGAGGCUUCGACACCUACCUUGGCUCCCUGACCGGCAGUGUGGACUACUACACCUAUGAAUCCUGUGACGGACCAACCAGGUGUGGCUAUGAUCUUCAUGAAGGCGAAUCUGCGAUGUGGGGACAUCGCGGGAAAUAUUCCACGCACCUGUACACACGCAGAGUACGGAAGAUCCUUGCGUCACAUGACCCCACACAACAACCUUUGUUUAUUUUCCUGUCCUUCCAGGCAGUACACACUCCUUUACAGUGUCCCAAGGAGUACAUUUAUCCAUAUCAUGGCAUGGGAAAUGUCCACAGGCGCAAAUAUGCAGGCAUGGUGUCAUCAGUGGAUGAAGCGGUUCGAAAUGUGACCUACGCACUGAGGAAAUACGGCUACUACAGAAACAGUGUAAUUAUUUUCUCAACAGACAAUGGUGGGCAGCCUCUUUUUGGUGGAAGCAACUGGCCUCUCAGGGGCAGAAAAGGGACAUACUGGGAAGGUGGAGUGCGUGCAGUAGGAUUUGUCCACAGCCCACUUCUUAGGCGACGCAGGAAAGUCAGCAAAGCAUUAAUUCACAUUACGGAUUGGUACCCAACGCUGGUGCACCUAGCAGGGGGAAAUAUGUCCUGGUUACAGGGGCUGGAUGGUUACAACAUGUGGGAGACCAUUAGUGAAGGUAAAGAGUCUCCACGCUUUGAAAUUCUUCAUAACAUCGAUCCUCUUUAUGUCCCUGCACGGUACGGUUCGCUCCAGAGGGGAUUCGGUAUCUGGAACACGUCCAUGCAGGCAGCAGUGCGCAUGGGAGACUGGAAGCUUCUGACAGGAGAACCGGGUUAUGGGGACUGGACUCCACCACCAGUGCUAGGAAACUUCCCAGGCAGUUGGUGGAACCUGGAGCGUCAUGCCGAAUUUAAAAAGUCGGUUUGGUUGUUCAACAUUACAGCAGAUCCGUAUGAGCGUUAUGAUAUGGCUGAAAAAAGACCUGAUGUGGUAAAGCAGCUGCUGGCCAGGCUAGCGUUUCAUAACCGCACUGCCGUGCCUGUGCGCUUUCCUGCUGAGGACCCCAGGGCAGAUCCGAACCUGAAUGGUGGGGUUUGGAGGCCUUGGGCUGGAGACAUGGAAGCAGACAGCUGGGAUCAAGUUUAUUCCAGGAAGAAGAAGGACACUAAUAAAAAGAUCUGCAAAAUGAAGUCUUUUUUUAAGAAACUGAACACAAAGAUCAUGUCCAACAGGAUAUGAAUAGGAUGAGUGGGAUAGGAAUGGAUCUUUAUAGAAACAUUCUUUUGCCUCACAAGGA